This is a messenger RNA of Schistosoma mattheei, 267 nucleotides long. NCBI's taxonomy places the organism in Eukaryota, Metazoa, Platyhelminthes, Trematoda, Strigeidida, Schistosomatidae. The record is from the annotation of a GenBank genome assembly.
AUGAUUGACACACUGAAGUUUAAUUGUCCGACAGAAAGCACUAGAGUACAACCGAUUUCCCAUCAUGUAGCACAUACAGGUUUUGAAAGCACUUACCAGUCGGAAUACAAACAGCCCAAUAGUAUAUUAAGAAAAGCGGAUAAAGUGUGCCCAACAGAAACACCAUUCAUUCUGCCAGAUCCUGGAACUGUCCUAGUUCAUGCUGCACCAAAUAUGUAUAAAACGGAAUAUUCUGUUAUAGGUGAAUAUAAAAAAACAAUACUGUAA